This is a messenger RNA of Ectocarpus siliculosus, 393 nucleotides long. Lineage: Eukaryota; Phaeophyceae; Ectocarpales; Ectocarpaceae. The record is from the annotation of a GenBank genome assembly.
AUGUCGUUGCUCAUGGAAAGCCUGGCCAAGGCCUCACAGGGAAGCGGUGCUCGGGGCCAUGCCCGCGUUCGAAAACGACGACCGCUGGGGCUCGCGCGCGGGCUAUACAACGACCCGGUGGAUGAGGCUCGCCAGAUCGCUGACUCCUACGGGGCCGACAUCGAGGACCUGGACUCGCGUGCUCUCGCGGUCGCUUUCACUUUGGCAGAUGACGUAUCGGAGAAGGCGCUGCUAGUAGAAAGCCUCGCCACGGUCGCGCACGAAGCUGUGCUCUGGGCCACGCCGGCAUACGGACACCGAAGACCGCUGGGGCUCGCACGCGGGGUACGACAUGAUCCGGGGUGCAUGCCUCCCGUUAAGAGGCUUCCGACGUUAUCGCAUCAUGUCGCUUGA